GGAGGAGCGCGCGGCGGCGGCGGCGGCAGGAGCGGGUCGGUGGCUGCGGUGGCCGCGGCGAGCUGUUGGGGCACGGGGCUCCCUUGGCCGCGGGUGGCAGGACUCUGUGGGCACUGAAAUCCAACUCACCCAUGCUGAUUUCCUGUUAUGGACGAGCUUGAUGCUAAUGUGAGUUCCGAGGAGGGCUUCGGGUCUGUGGAGAAGGUGGUGCUGCUCACGUUUCUCUCGGCGGUUAUCCUGAUGGCCAUCUUGGGGAACUUGCUGGUGAUGGUGGCCGUGUGCAGGGACAGGCAGCUCAGGAAAAUAAAGACCAAUUAUUUUAUUGUAUCCCUUGCCUUCGCGGAUCUGCUGGUAUCGGUGCUGGUGAUGCCCUUUGGUGCCAUCGAGCUGGUUCAGGACAUGUGGAUUUAUGGAGAGAUGUUUUGCCUGGUGCGGACCUCUCUGGAUGUCCUGCUCACGACAGCGUCCAUCUUCCACCUCUGCUGCAUCUCCCUGGAUAGGUACUAUGCUAUCUGCUGCCAGCCCUUGGUCUAUAGAAACAAGAUGACUCCUCUGCGUAUUGCCUUGAUGCUGGGAGGCUGCUGGGUCAUUCCCAUGUUUAUCUCUUUUCUGCCAAUCAUGCAAGGCUGGAAUAACAUUGGCAUCAUUGAUAUGAUAGAAAAGAGGAAGUUCAACCAGAACUCUAACUCCACAUAUUGUAUCUUCAUGGUCAACAAGCCCUAUGCCAUCACCUGCUCUGUGGUAGCUUUCUACAUACCGUUUCUCCUUAUGGUGCUGGCCUAUUAUCGCAUCUAUGUCACAGCAAAGGAGCAUGCCCGCCAGAUCCAGAUGUUACAACGGGCAGGAGCCCCCUCAGAGGGCAGGCCCCAGACAGCAGACCCUCAUAGUACUCAUCGUAUGCGGACAGAAACCAAAGCAGCUAAGACCCUGUGCAUCAUCAUGGGUUGCUUCUGCCUCUGCUGGGCUCCGUUCUUCAUCACCAACAUCGUGGAUCCAUUCAUAGGCUACACUGUCCCUGGACAGGUGUGGACUGCUUUCCUCUGGCUUGGCUACAUCAAUUCUGGAUUAAACCCCUUUCUCUACGCCUUCUUGAAUAAGUCCUUUAGACGUGCCUUCCUCAUCAUUCUCUGCUGUGAUGAUGACCGCUAUCGAAGACCUUCCAUUCUGGGCCAGACUGUUCCCUGUUCAACCACAACUAUUAAUGGAUCCACACAUGUGCUAAGUGGCUGUUCCUCUGUCUCCAGCUUCCUCCUACUGUUCUGCAAUAGACCAGUUCCUGUCUAACUCUGAACGUGCUCUGUACACAGUUCUGCACAGUGGACAUCACCAGGAGCUUGAGAAGCUGCCCAUCCACAAUGACCCCGAGUCCCUGGAAUCGUGCUUCUGACUGAAGACAUGACUGAUGUCUAAAUUGAUCCAUUAACCCCCAUCCAUGGCUGCAUGAGAAAGACUCCCUGGCAUCUUCCCUGACCCUCCUGACCUCCAGUGAGGACCAAGGCAGUGGAGCCAAGGGCUCUAUGAACGUCCAUGGCGCACAGCACCGAGAAGGACCCAGUCCAGAGCGUGGAGGAGCGCAGAGUUGAGAAGGGAUUUCAGGCAUUGUCAGAUCCAGCCUCCCCACCAACCCUCUCUAGAACCCCUGGGGAUUGGUCAGUGCCUGCCUCGUACUUCGAAGGGUAGAUAGAUGCUCACUACCUCCUGAUGCAUUUCCUUCCAACGCAGGAAGCUGUGUUCAGAAGGAAGUGCUUUCCUUGGUUGGAAUACAAAUAUGUCACUGAUCAGCUUCCAUGUGGGGCUAUGCAAUUGACCCCACAGCCCCUUGAAACUCCUUCGCUGUUGGAAGACAGUGAUCAAUACCAGCGACCUACCCAUUUAAGUCUUCAUUUUAAAUCAAACAGCUCUGUUCCCUCUUGAUUCUGGCCAUCUUCUGGAGAUACUUUGGAGGGUGAAUUAGUUAAGGCUCUUUGUAAUUAGUGAAGGUUAGCGUAUGUAAUAUGUUGUAACUGUCCAGAGGUCUGACUUCCAUUACCAAAGUGGGUGACAAGUGAACAAGUGAAGCCUGAAGAUUUUUGGUUUGUAGCCACACACAUACACACAUAUGUGUUUGGAAGAUAUAUAUACCUUCCCUUCUCCCUGGGAGGUAGACUUUUGAAUCUGGUUGGAGUUUGGUUUGGGAUAAGUUAUCAAAAAGCAUCUUUAUAACUGAUCUGGCAUGCAUGCAUGCAUGCACACACAUGUGUAAAAAGAACAUUUCUCAUUGACACACUGACCCUAUGAUCAUUUGGAAGAAGUCUUCAUAGAAAAAGAACCUGCUGUGUUGCUGAGAAUGUUGCAAGGAUGGUCUCAGAACUCAUAUUUUGGGAAGCAAAGUGAAUUGACUCCCAGGGGACACAUUGUAGGGGCUUCCCUGGCACUGUGCCAAGGCAGGUCUGGUUGCAGGCAGGAUAUUUCUCCCCCUUUGGCAAAAAUUUUAUCAGAGUCCAUUGCUUGAGAAAUGGCAUUUGCCUCUUGCCUGAGCAGGAACUGGAAUUGCCACUUUCUUGUAUCUUUCACUAGCACUUUAUAUUUCCAAACUUCCCAAGUGAUGAUCCCCUCCCAUCUGCCUACUUUAUGUUGGAAGGCAUUUCCCAUUGCCAAGGGGAGACUCUGAGGCUUCCCCCUGCCACCCCAAUCAGUGGCCUUUAUUUAGGCUGUUGAUCAAAAACCCUCUAGAAAUGAUUUGGUUUCUGCUUUGAGGCAGCUAGAUACGCUUUGUUUCAUGCCCCCGUGAUCACUUAUUUACUACCUAUGUGCACAUACACACGUCGAUAAAUGUAGCAGGCUUGCUUCCCUUAUGGAGUGCUUCUCUUCCCCGCUGGCAUAUCUCCUUAUGUAAAGUAAUAUUUCUCAGUGACAUCCCCUAUUCAAUGACAAUGUGGAUCUCAUAGGGAUUCACCGAUUACAACCAAGGUAGAGAAAGGAAGCUCUUGUUAACGCUGCCUACCUUUCUGGAUCACCGGAAGUGCUUCUGUAGACUAGCUCGAGAUGAGUGUCCGUGAGGACCCAGACACGCCCGGCCAGAGCAAGGGCCUGAUGGCAGCAAAAAGAGCACCACACGGUCAAGAAGAUGCCUUCUCUUCAGAUCCACUUCAUCUAGAAGUUUUGCUACCUGAGCAGAUCAGGCUAGGGGGCCCCAAAGACCACGUUGGAGGUUCAUAGCACAGACCAAUCCUGCUCUAGCUUCAGUUUACACAAUCAGACUAGUUGGACCCAACUCAAAUCUCUGGCUUUCAAAAUCCGGGUAGUUUAAACUUCUGGGGAUGGAAGACUGAGAAGAAAAGACUUGGGGUUUGUCCUAAGAAGAAGACCUCUAUCUUACCCUCUUUCCUACGGGGCCCCAAUCUCUUUGGAGGGCUGUAGGAGCCAGAUGAGUCACUCCUGAGGAAGAGGGAUCAUGCUUCUAGUCAUGUUGUCCAGGGUGGCUUAGCAAUUAAUUACUUGGAUGGUGGAAGCGGCCACCAUAAGAUCCCACACCUGGGACAGAGGCUCAUCUGGGCGUCUUCUUAGGCAGAUUCUCCAAAUCAAAGGGAUUACAAGAAGAAUCACGAAAAUCCCCCGUAUGGUUCCUAAGCAUUAACUUGAAAAUGAAGGAGAUGAAGACCAGUUCUUGAGUUGACGACCAAGUCUGGGCAAACGUUCUGAGUUCCCACCUUGUUUUCUCACCAACAUUUCUGCAUCCUGCUGCUGCCCAGCUCUGUCCUGGAGCAAGUAGUUGUCUAGCUGGGAAUGGAGGUGGGUGGGCUUUGUGGGGGUCUCAGGGGUUCUAGGAAAAGGCUAUAGCUAAGUUGCUUUGAAUAUUGUCUUCAAGUAAGAACAAAGUACUUUCUCUUCAGUGCUGUGCUGUUUAGUUAUUCUCUCUGUUUGGUGUAUCUUUGACGAUGUUUCUCCUCUUGUCACUUCCCCUGUGUGCUCUGGUGAAAAUAUUUCUGUAAAAGCCACUCUGACUGGGAGAAAAAAAGUCUGGUGUAUAUUACUUCUUUUUGCCAUAAUUUUCAAGCUCUUAACCAUCCAGUCUAGAAAAUUGAGGCCAAAUACUUUAUUCAAAUUUAAACAGACCUGGAAAUUUUCUAAAGGCAUGGCAUCCCCCGGGUCCUCAGCCAGCCUUGCCUAAUUCUCUCAUCUACAGGAAGAGAACCUAUUGGAGCCAAGAGGAUUGUUGUGAAUGUUCCAAGGGCCGCCGUGAGAACUUUUACCAAAUUUAUGACUUGAACAUUUCACUAUGUACUUAAUUUUUUUUAAGUCAGUUCAAAUUUCCACUUAUAUAAAUACUAAAAACACAUCAAAACCCAAAAUAGAAAAUCAAUAUUCCUUGCCAUAAAUAGAAAGUGGCCAUAGAGUUACAUAACUGGAAACCAAACAUGGUCAGUAAGGAGUCAACACUUCCAGCUUCCAUGGUUAAAACGGAGACAGUGAGAGUAAGAGAAGGGACUCUAGGGAGGGGUGAGAGAAAAUUUAAGCUUUCUGGAUUCAUGUGAAUUAAUGACAACUUGUCUUUGUUGUUGGAAGGAGAAAGAACACAAAACUCAUUUAUUUAUUUAUUUAUUUAGUGAUUUAUUUAUUUAUUUAGUGAUUUAUUUAUUUAAUGUGUGUCAGGGACAAGACCCAAGACCUCUACCAUAGAGCCACAUCCCUGACCCUACUUUAACUCCCAGUGAGCUUGAUUUGGAUCAGGUUCUCCUUUAUCUUUGACUUUGAUUUUCAGCUCUCUCCAAGACAUAGGUUAGUUACUAUAUCACAAUGACAGUAAUAAUGUGACAAUAAUAGGAAAAGCUGACAUUCAGUGAGCCCUUUCUGAGAGGCACUAUGGGAACUUUCUUACAUGGAUUACCUAACCUCAUUAUCUUAACAUUCUUGUAAGCACGGAAAUCGCAGAGGGGCACACCUGAACUGGUGAUGAGAUCAAGGUAACAGACUUGGUAAGUGUGGAUUUGGAGUGCAAAAGAAAGCAAUCAAAUUCCAAAGCCCGUAGUGUGAAACCUGUAGGACUGCCCUGAUGGGUCCGACUGAAUUCAUCGUGCAUGUCUGUACUAAACCCUAUCGUGGGAGGAGCAGUGAGCAAGCUCUUCGGUUCUGUCACCUAAGAAUUUCCCUCCUGCCUCCACUUGGGACCUGGAGAGCCACUGGGACUUUCCUUUUUCAAUCUAAAUUUCUGCUUUGCUGCUCACCUGUGCAGUUGUUUUCCUCUAUUCCCUCUGCUUUCUGAGCCUCGAUUUCCAUGUGGAAACAAUGGAGGGAAUCAGCUAGGCAGGAGUGACUGUUGCACAUGGAUCUGUUCUUCCAGCCCUUCUGGCAUCCCCAAGUAACCAGCAGCAGUCUGGAAACCAGGUGUGUGAACGAAAAGGCAGCUGUCAUCCUUUCCGUUCCCAGCCAUCUCUGCUUGGAUACAGCUCAAAGCAGGAGCUCUCCCAGUAGAAGUCAACUUGCCUUCACCCUCAUUUUUUAUUGAAACCCCCAAACAUCCCUGAGGGAUUCCAUUACACAUGCAACAAUUUUUCUGUUCUUUUAAAAGCUGAAUCAGCUGUGUCAGGAGGGAGAUAUUUGGCUUUAUUUUACAGAAAGGAAACAGACUUGGUCAUGGAAAGGGUUCCUCCAGGGCACCAAGGCAAAUGAGAGCUGAACACAGUACUGGCCUCUCCAUGCUAAUAAAGUUUUUGCUCCCCCUUUUACAAUAUAUUUUACUUGUAAAUAAACAAAUGGCAUAGUUUUAAGCUACCUAUGAAUUAUGUUGUACACUCAAUAUAUCAAUUUCCAUUAAAGUCCUAUUGAUAUGACAAAUACCCCUUUGUACUGUAACUCAAUUCCUCUCCCCUUCCCAAAAGCCAUUGUUAGCUCAUCUGAUUUAUUUACAGUCCAUAGGAAUGUACAUCUAAAAAUAAAUGGUGGUUCUGUUUUUAUGUAUAAAUGCUAGUUCCAUGAAGUAACUGUAAUUUGUCUUUUUUGCUGAUACCCGAAAGCAUCACUCCCUACCUGCAUGUGGAAUCCUUGGUAGCUGCUGUGCAUUUCCUACUGUUGACGCGGGUCUGCAGAGUCACCGUUUUCCUGCUCAGGCUGCCGCUCAUGCCUCCUCAGAGAUCUCAGGCCUGCAUCAGAGCGGCAGCCUCCAUGGCCUGUGCCUGCAUCAACUGUGCGAAGGUCAGCUGGAGAGGGUUCAGGUUCAAAUAGCAAUGCAGCUGUGACUUGACCGUUUCCUGGGAGGAGGGCCUCUCAACCCCCAUGUGCACACCCUCUCUGAAGCAUUGCCAUCUCCUCCCUCACUUCGUAGAGAUGAGAAAUUUUGCUCAAGUUGUCCUGGCCUGGAAUUCAGACUGAUAGCAUUUUGCUUAAACCACUGUCUAGCCGUGUGUGUGUGUGUGUGUGUGUGUGUGUGUGUGUGUGUGUGUGUGUGUGUUGGGGAAGUUAUUUCUAGUAGCCUCAUGGUCCUUCUCUGCUUCCUAGCAUCCUGGGAUGUGAUAUAAGGUUAGAGAGAUUAUUCCUCAACACUCCUUCUCUUCACAAGGGGGGUUGAAGUGGAAGAAAUCGAGUAGAGGACAACUAUGCAAUUAGUGAGUGCCAUGCUCAAUACCACAGGACGGGAAGUUUCUCCUCUUCUUGAAAGAAGCUCUUUUAAUGCUUCUUGCAAAACUAGCUUUAAGGUUAUGAAUUCCCUAAGCGGUUGCCUCUACAUUUCAUGAAGCUCUGUAUAGUUUCUUGAAACCUGAGUGGUAACCGAGGUCAAUGGAGUAUUCUUGGUGAAGUGUUCAUUUCGUCGUUUUUGUACUAUAUCCUUCCAUAGGCUUCUGGCUCAUAGAGUCUCACUUGAUAGGUCUGCUGUGUAUCUAAUAGACUUUGCUUUGUACGUAAGUUCCUUUUUGGAUCUUGCUGCAUUUAAUAUUCUAUGAUAUGGGCUGUGAGCUAUGAUGUGGCCCCUCUGCUUGCUGCUCCGCCACCCCAGGGGAAGCUGUUUUCAGGCUGACAUCACUGGGCUGUUCCAGAGAGGGAGGCAGAGCCCCUCCCUCCCAGGUGGGCCCCAGCAGCCUCCAACACCAUCCUACACCAUAGGAAGGACCCACAGCACAGCUCCUGCUUGACCUUUAAAGUCAACUUUGAAGCUGAGGGACUGAGGCUCACAGGGGUUGUACAUAUGGCUAGGUAAUCCAGCCGUUCUCCGAGGGAGUCAGAAUCUGAGUCCAGGUCUUCUCUUACAACUCUUUAAUCACUGUGAUAGAAUCUCUUGUUUCUACAGGGCAAAAAUCCGGGACCAUUAUGUGACACAGUUAUCAAACACUGAUACAUCCUUCCAUAGAUCAGGACCAGGUUUUAAAGCCUUUAAAACAUGUUCCAGAUACUGCACUGUAAGCUAGUAGCACAUGAUUGAAGCAGGAAAAUUCAGUGAUCUAUGAUGUACUGAGGGAGUACCUCAGUCAGUAAAAAAUCAGUUUAACAGAUAUUUUUUUCUGACGUAAAAAUGGUAUGAAAUUCCAAUUUGUGUCUAUAGCUUUACUGAACAGAGCCACAGACAUGGUAUGUUAAUCCCUUGGAUUUUUGCACACUACAUUAGCAGAGUGAAUGAUCACAGAAAAGCCUAAAAUAUUUAUACUAGACAGUGUGUGCUGGUUCCCCACUCAGGGAUCACUGACCAGCCGUUCAUUCCAUGUGAAGUUACCAACUGCAUACUAAAGCAGGUAUCCUGAGUUUUUUCAUUUGUUCAAUUUGAGCAUCUUGAACAUGAUUUUAAUGCUCCCUGCAGUACUACUAUAUCCAACAAUGGACUAAAAUAAAACACACAGGCACAUAAACCAACAAGUUAGGAAGCUGCGACCUCUAGUGGUUAAUCUAAGCACUGCUCUACUUUGUUAUGCUUAUGAAAAGCCAGUUUUAGGAUUAGAAUUUGGUAGGUCAGGAUUCGGUAUUGUAUUGAUACUGCAAGAAUGCUCUGUCACAUUUCUAAGAUGAUGGUUCUAAUAUAUUUUGUUUUGGGGACACACUGGUGGUGCUCAGGGUUUGUUCUUGGCUCUGCAUUCAUGGAUCACUCCUGGCAUUGCUCAGGGGGACAAUGCAGGGUGCCAAGGAUGGAACCCAGGUUGGCCACAUGCAAGGAAAGCACCCUAUCCACUGUACUAUAAUUCCAGAACCGCUCAAUGGUCUAAUCUCGAGUGGAAAACUCUGAACAGCUCAGCUGAGUUUAAAAGGUGGUGAUAACAAAAUGACAGAUAUACUAUCGGGCAUUCUUUUUGUUUGUUUGUUUUUGGUUUUUGGGUCACACCCGGCGAUGCACAGGGGUUACUCCUGGCUCAUGCACUCAGGAAUUACUCCUGGCUGUGCUUGGGGACCAUAUGGGAUGCUGGGAUUUGAACCCUGGUCCGCUGAGUGCAAGGCAAAUGCCCUACCCGCUGUGCUUUGCUCCAGCCCUCGGGCAUUCUUAUAAUAGGAAGAGUUUUGGAACAUCUUGGGAGAGAAGGAACUUUGAAGACACCAAUUACCAUCUAU
Molecule: messenger RNA, 8505 nt
Organism: Sorex araneus (European shrew)
Lineage: Eukaryota; Metazoa; Chordata; Mammalia; Eulipotyphla; Soricidae
Gene: HTR4
Product: 5-hydroxytryptamine receptor 4
Exons: 8
Coding region: 148-1284 (378 amino acids)
Biological process (GO): regulation of appetite; adenylate cyclase-activating adrenergic receptor signaling pathway; chemical synaptic transmission
Cellular component (GO): plasma membrane
Molecular function (GO): G protein-coupled serotonin receptor activity
Source: RefSeq, a predicted model, not a curated record